GAAGCAACACGAGAGAGGCAGCACAUGUACACCAGCGAACACGUCCUUCUCAACGACUCAAUUUCAAUCAGUGAAACAUGAUUCAGAAAAGAGCUGCAGCUCUACUAUCCGUACAGGAUAUAUUCCUGUCUGCGUCCCGUACUGGGCGAGCGAGUGUAUCCCCCACCCCAUCCCUGUCUCUCUCGGAUAAAGGGGAGCCAGUAGUUCAGUGCACUCUCAGCUCGCGCACAGAGGGCGUGGAGAAACAGAUGGUGAAGAAGAAAAAGAAAACGGAUACUAAGAAAGAUUUAGAAACUUCUGAAGACCAGGAAGUUGGCAUGGAGAAAAUGGAAAAGAAAAUGGAGACCAAGAAAGAUUUAGAAACCUCAGAAGACCAGGAAGUUGGCAUGGAGGACUUGAAGCGCUUGUACAAAGGGUCCGUGUUUGGCGCUGGCUUACUGGUACAGAAGAAGUUAGAAAGUUCAGAAGAUAAAGACAAGGGCGAGGAAGGGGAGGAAGUCAAGCUGACCCGAAAGAUGAAGAAAGCCCUGCGAAAGGAAAAGAGAGUAAAUGACAGAAAGAACCUGUCCAAAAGUAAGAAGAGAAAUUUGAAGAAGGCCAUGCAAAGGAAGAGGAAGCAGAUGGAGAAGAAAGCCAAGAUGAGGGAGGAGGAGGAACAAGAAGAUGAAGAGGAAGAGGAGGAGGAGGAAGAAAAUGAUGAGGAAGAAAAUGAGGAGGAAGAAAAUGAGGAGGAAGAAAAGGAGAAGGAAGAAAAGGAGGAAGAAGAGAAUGAGGAGGAGGAGGAGGAACACAAAGAGGAGGAAGCUGUGACUCUUGAGGGAGACCUGCUGAAAAUGUACAGGCAUCGCAAGGCAUUGAGGGAUUCACGGUGUCUCUGCAUCAUGCUGGACAGCAGUAGGGCCAAAGUCAGCUUCCCAGAUGCUGUAUCGGUGCGAUUUAAGAUGAUUGGGAUGGUACGGAUGUGCUUUGUGGAGUAUCGAUCAGCGAUGGAAGCAGAUUUGAAGAAAUAUGAAAUCAAGAGAAUGGAGGGCAUAAAUUCUGUGCAAUUUGCAGGCGCAGAUAAAGCAGAGAACAAGCCUGUAAUUGUGAAUCCAUAUCAGCUGUAUGUAGAAGGGUUACCAUUGGACCCACAAAGAGAAGACUUGGAGAAUCUAUUCCCGACGGCUUCAAAGAUCUUGCGCAGGAAAAGAGAAAGGUAUUGUCGCAUGAGGCUAUUCCCUUGAGUAGGAGGUACUGCUGCUAUGUACAU
Molecule: messenger RNA, 1249 nt
Organism: Penaeus indicus
Lineage: Eukaryota; Metazoa; Arthropoda; Malacostraca; Decapoda; Penaeidae
Product: cilia- and flagella-associated protein 251-like
Exons: 6
Coding region: 78-1223 (381 amino acids)
Source: RefSeq, a predicted model, not a curated record